AUGGGAAGGAUUUACUUUGCAACAACUAAUUUAAAGAAACUGAAGGAGGUCAGAAGGCCUUUUAAUACAGAUAUAGUCCACAUGAACGUUUCAAUGGUUGAAAUUCAGGCAUCCCAAGAGAGAGUAGUCCAUAACAAGCUGGACCAAGUAAUGGCACUUAUAAGCAAGGAAGACGCGGUGAUUGUUGAUGAUACAGGAGUUUUCCUUGAUAGCCUGUGUGGGUUUCCUGGUGUCUACAUCAAAGAUUUCCUUAAGAUAGGCUCCCAAAAAAUAUUAGAGAUUCUAAAGAAGGUGGAGGAUAACAAUGCAACAGUAUCUUAUACUUUGGGAAUUGCUCACUACAAAGACGGACAGAUUGCCAAGAAGGCAUUUUCAGGAGAGAUUAAAGGCACGAUUAUGGAGUCUAAGGAGGAAGGCUCGGCAGAACUUGAUGGGAUUUUUAUUCCAGACGAGUUUAAAGCUUCUCUCAAAAGCAUGUCCAUUGAUGAGAAAAAUUGUAUAAGCCAUCGAAGGAUUGCAACUGAAAACCUAACUGAUUACAUGGUAUCGAUUGGUAUAAUUAAAGCCUCAUCCGCCUAG
Molecule: messenger RNA, 579 nt
Organism: Encephalitozoon romaleae SJ-2008
Lineage: Eukaryota; Fungi; Microsporidia; Unikaryonidae
Product: Ham1 nucleoside triphosphatase
Exons: 1
Coding region: 1-579 (192 amino acids)
Biological process (GO): nucleoside triphosphate catabolic process
Cellular component (GO): cytoplasm
Molecular function (GO): nucleoside triphosphate diphosphatase activity
Source: RefSeq, a predicted model, not a curated record